UUUCAUAUUUAGUUAAUGUUACAAAGUAUAUGUUAGUGCUUUUCAAACUUAAACUAUGUACUUUAUUUUUAUAUCUGGUAAUACUAGUUUCGUUCGGAAAAAAUGGUAUCUCGUUUUAGAAAAGAUCUAUACAACGCUCAAUAUCGUCUAUUUGAUCAUCGAGUCUUUGUUAACGGAGAGGUAGAAGCUUUUCUUACUGAUUUUGAAACCGAACGAAGAGAUUCGGAAGUGGAUUCAUUAUUCAAAGUGACAGAAAAGGUAGGAGCUUUGAAAUAUCAACUUUCCGAUCGUUGUAUAUCGCAAAGCUUAGCUCAUAUAAAUUCCCUGUCAACGGAGCUUCAGAGCGUGGCCGAUAAAAUUACAGAUAUACUUGAAUCUGUUAAAAAAGAGAAACCGCCAAGUGAAGAAUUGGUGCAAGCUCGUUUGGAACGUGCCAAGCGUCGCGACAACUUUGAAAGUGAUUUAAAAUACAAUUAUCAACGUUUGGACGUUUCUUUCAUCACCAAAGAAGAAGAAAUUGCGGAGCUUUAUUCUGAUUUGCAACUAAAACUGAAUAUACCCAACUAGUAAAUCGCAAU
Molecule: messenger RNA, 578 nt
Organism: Glossina fuscipes
Lineage: Eukaryota; Metazoa; Arthropoda; Insecta; Diptera; Glossinidae
Gene: Muted
Product: biogenesis of lysosome-related organelles complex 1 subunit 5
Exons: 3
Coding region: 103-567 (154 amino acids)
Cellular component (GO): BLOC-1 complex; transport vesicle
Source: RefSeq, a predicted model, not a curated record